AUGACCACAGAAAUCGCGGCUGGUACCCCUCUGGCCGAGGCCUUGAGCAAUGCCAUCCAGCCCAAACUUGCAGAAAUGGGCUGGACCUCCGAUGGCGGCGACGAUUCAGCUUUGAUUGAAUACAUUAUCCUGAUGCUUGUCAACGGCAAAAGUCAAGAACAAAUUGCAAGCGAACUUUCCAACGAUUUGCUCGGCCUUGGCAGUGAAGGAGAUACACAAGCUUUGGAGUUCUCUAGGUGGCUUUUCGAACAGGUCGAAGUCCUCAAUCGACAGAUCAACGGCGGUGGCGCACCGAUCGCAAACGAGACGGCACAGGCUAUCCCGUCGUUCGACGACCAAACAGCGACUUCACAAGAGAUCCCUGGAGGAGGAGAUCAGGAUGCCACUAUGAGCAUGGUUGAUGGCUCGCACACGGAUGAUUCGAUGUGGGUUCCCGCUCUAAGGCACCUGUCACGGAUUUCAGCUAACAAUGACGGACUCAGACCUACAGGACCGAAGGCGAUGCGUGGCGGACGCCAAGGUGGUAGGGGUCGGAUGUUGAACCAGAUCAACAGAGCGUUAGAUCGCAACAGUGACUCAACUUUACACCGUGUCCGCGGUCAACAUGGCCGGAUCAAUUCUCAUGGUCGGGACCAAACUAAAGGACGGCCUCAUCAGAACGGCGGGGGUAGGCGGCAAAUGAAUAACGGACUGCCCAUGGGUGCCGCCCAAUCGAUGAUGAACAUGAGCCCGCAAGAUCAGAUGCACUUGAUGUCUCUGCUAGAGGAACAAGCUCGGAUGAUGGCACAGCUCAUGCCAGGAUUUGUCUCGCCUGCGAUCAACCCAGCGUUUCAGCAAAACAACCAACAACAACAAGGGCGCUCGUUGUUUGACCGUGUUGAGCGUCAAGGACGUCCGCAUGGUAACUUCUCUAAUCGUGCCCAGCACCAUGGCAUCUCGGCAAAAUCACCCACCGAGGGCGACAUGGAUACCAAGCCUGAUGGCGCACAGGAUGAGAGCAACACCGACAGUGUCUGCCGCUUCAAUCUGCGCUGUACCAGAAAAGACUGCCCCUUCGCGCACCAGUCACCGGCCGCCCCGGAAGGCACUCCUGUGGACGUGGCCGAUAUAUGCACAUACGGCGCCGCGUGCAAAAACCGGAAAUGUACAGGGCGUCAUCCUUCGCCUGCCGUCAAGUCCGCACACCAGGCCGAGGAACUCUGCAAGUUCUUCCCCCACUGUACCAACCCUCACUGCUCCUUCAAACACCCCUCAAUGCCUCUGUGCCGCAACGGUGCCGACUGCUCUACGGAAGGUUGCAAAUUCACCCACCUUCAAACACCUUGCAGAUUCAACCCAUGCCUCAACCCAGGCUGUCCUUACAAGCAUGCGGAGGGCCAGAAAGGUGCCUUUUCCGACAAAGUCUGGACUGCGGAUCAGAACAAGGCCCGUGUGAGCGAGAGGAAGUUUGUUUCAGAUGAGGAUGCUGCUGAAGAGCUGAUCAAGCCGGGUGCUGCAAGCGAGGAUGGUACUCAGAACCAGGAAAUUAUAACGUGA
Aspergillus viridinutans is the source of this 1536-nucleotide messenger RNA. RefSeq names its product mRNA-binding protein NAB2. The transcript has a single exon. NCBI's taxonomy places the organism in Eukaryota, Fungi, Ascomycota, Eurotiomycetes, Eurotiales, Aspergillaceae. Gene Ontology annotation, cellular component: cytoplasm; nucleus. Gene Ontology annotation, molecular function: poly(A) binding. The record is from RefSeq and is a predicted model, not a curated record. Bases 1 to 1536 code for a protein of 511 amino acids. Gene Ontology annotation, biological process: regulation of mRNA stability.